AACAAAAAUCUUUUAUCUUCAAUGUCCCAAAGACCACCUGUCCCAUAAAGUAAUAUUAACAUCUAUAUUCUUAGAUUAAGCUCCUCAACCAUAAUAAUACCCAUCUGCUCCAUAAUAUGCUCCUUAAUAUGCUCCAUAAUAUGCUCCAACAUUAGCCCCAUAAUAUGCUCCUUUACCAACAUAUCUUCCAUAGCAAUAUGCUCCUGCUCCUAUCGCACCACUAACAUACAGUGUUGCCAGACCUGUUGCUCCAGUUGUUGCUCAACCAGUUGUUGCUUAACCAGUUGUUGCUUAACCAGUUGUUCAAGCCCCUGUUUUGUAAUAAUCAGUUAUUGCUCAACCAGUCGUUUAAUAACCAGUCCAUGUAAGUAUAUUCAAAUCUAGAUUUUAAGGCAACAAUUAAAGGAGAAUCAAGAAUCGAAUAUAUUCCUUAUUAAAAGGCUGUUAUGGAAUACGAAGAAUAAGAAGUCGUUUAAUAUGUUCCAAGAGAAAAGAAAGUCACAGAUUAUUAUGCAGUUGAAUAUUAGACCGAAUAUGUCCCAUAAGUCUUCUAAGAAAAAUACACAGGUAUUAACUAUAACUAAUUAUUUAGAGUACGUACCAGUUGACAGAUAUUAAGAAAGAGUUGAAUACUACCCAGUUGAAAGAUAAGUUGUUCAUGUAUAAAAUUUACAUAAUACUUUAGCAAUAAGUUGUUUAACAACCAGUUGUUCAAUAAGUAGUCUAACAACCAGUUGUUCAAUAAGUAGUCCAACAACCAGUCGUUCAAUAAGUCGUUCCUCAACCAGUUGUUCAAUAAGUUGUUUAAUAACCUCUCAGUGUUGUUCAACCAGUCUAAACUGUCCCAGUGACAUAUGCACCAUAAUAUGCUGCCCCAAUCGUCUCAUCAAGAGUUAUUCCAUCAUACCCAUAAUAUCCAUCAUAUCCUUAAUAUCAAUAGGCUCCCUAAUAAUAAGCUUAGCCAUAAUAACCCCCAAGAUCAAAUUUGAAUGUUCAUUGAAACAAUAAGUGCACAUCAAUCAAUUAUAUUGUUAUUAUCAAAUUUCAAAUAAAC
Molecule: messenger RNA, 1054 nt
Organism: Paramecium octaurelia
Lineage: Eukaryota; Ciliophora; Oligohymenophorea; Peniculida; Parameciidae
Source: the annotation of a GenBank genome assembly